This is a messenger RNA of Lineus longissimus, 2150 nucleotides long. Its product is annotated as saccharopine dehydrogenase-like oxidoreductase. The transcript is spliced from 11 exons. Gene Ontology annotation, cellular component: lipid droplet; plasma membrane; mitochondrion. NCBI's taxonomy places the organism in Eukaryota, Metazoa, Nemertea, Pilidiophora, Heteronemertea, Lineidae. The record is from RefSeq and is a predicted model, not a curated record. Bases 110 to 1384 code for a protein of 424 amino acids. Gene Ontology annotation, biological process: glycolipid biosynthetic process.
UUUUCCUUCUCUCACCCAUGUUACCGUCUUUAUGGUCUCUCAAAAUCUUGAUAUGGCGAACUAGACUAAGAACCUAAACACGUAAGAUCUUAUUAUUCCGAGCCAAAGAAUGUCAUCACCAAAGAAACGACUGAUACUGUAUGACAUUGUGAUCCUUGGUGCGUCUGGAUUUACUGGUAACUUUGUGACAUCAGAAUUGGCUUGUGUUGCUCAAGAAGAGGGGAUCACAUGGGCUGUUGCUGGCAGGAACAAGCUAAAGUUGCGUGCAGUGCUGAAGGAGGCCUCUAAAAGAGCAGGAUAUCCAUAUGAUCAGGAAAUAGAUGUGUUGGUGGUGGACGUUGAGGACCAGAAGAGUCUGGGUCACCUUUGUGCCUCCGCUAGGAUUGUCUUAAAUUGCGUUGGGCCGUACCAUGUCCUUGGUGAUAACGUUGUUCAAGCCUGCCUUGCCAACAGAACCCAUCAUGUGGAUAUCAGUGGAGAAUUACAGUUUCUUGAGAAAGUUCAGUUAGAACAUCACGAGGAAGCCAAGAAGAAGUGUGUCUAUUUCAUUGGAGCAUGCGGGUCGACCUUGACCUCCGACAUGGGGGUCGAGUUCUGUAAAGAGAACUUUGAUGGAGAAAUCAACUCAAUUAAAGGUUAUACACUGAUGGAAAGUGGAGUCAGGGACAGUUACUACCACUCUACAUCUUGGGACUCAGUCCUCCAUGCUUCCUGCUCAAGAAAAGAAUUGGCAGACAUCCGACAGAAACUGUAUGUCAGUCCUCUACCACAACCAUCGCACAAACAGCGGAUUAGAAUGCCGAUCUUUUACUGUGAUAAUAUGUAUAGCUGGUGUGUGCCAUCUCUGGAGGUCGAUGCUGCAGUUGUAUACAGGACACAGAGAUAUAACUAUAAGACAAACAAUACACGACCUAUUCAGUACCGCGAGUAUAUAAGGAUGCCUUCUGUGAUCAAUGCCAUAGCGAUUGUUGUGAUAGCACUGCUGGUUCUCCUUGUUGGGAGCUUUAGGUUUGGACGUUAUUUAUUAUCAUCAUUCCCAGGGUUUUGUUCUGCUGGUUCAUUCCAAAGAAAAGGUCCUUCAAAAUCUCAGGUCUCUGACUGCACCUUCUCAUUGACUCUUUAUUGUGAGGGCUGGAGUAAGAAACUGCCCAUUCAACAACAACACACCCAGCACCCGGAUAAGAAGCUAAUGGUCAGGAUAUCUGGACCAGAAAUGGUGUAUGCUACGACUGCUAUCUGUAUGGUGCAAGCUGGAUUGACACUGCUAAAAGAGGCAGACAAGUUACCUGAAAAAGGGGGUGUGUACACACCAGGAGCAGCCUUUGCCAAAACAGAUCUAAUAGAGAGACUUGGUGAGAGGAAUGUCAUCUUCAAGGUGAUCUGAUCUGGUUGGAUGAAGGGAGAGAAACGUGCCACUUGCCGGACAACAAGAAAGAACUUUUCAAACGCAAUAACAUAUUGAUUGACUGUUUCGGUUGGAGGAGGCAAUAGUGUUUUCAUUGCAAGGAAAAUAUGCAUUUCUUCUUGUUUGGUGCUCUGCCUCAGUCUGCCUCAGCUUUGAGGUAUAUUUUUAUACUUAGAUGAUUGUAUACUUUAUCUCGGCUUGGAUUCAAUGGAUUGGAUGUACAUACAUGUAUAUUGCUCUUAGUCUGUAUUACUGGUGUCAUCUGCUGCUUACAUGUAAUCUCUUAUACUUUGUUCGAAUUUUAUGGAUUAUUCAUGUAUUGGCCUUAAUAAUUUUAUCAUAGCAGUUACUUGUAAUUAAGAUGUGCAUGGGUUCAAGAGAUACUAAGCUGCUAAAGUGAAGAAGCCAGGCUUAUAAAGUCUCCCCAGAGAUUUGUCUAAAGUCUUUUAGAAACCUUGUUUUUUUUCAAGUUGCAUGGCUUCCCCUUUCACAGUCAUAUGGUAGGGUCAAGAAGGGAACGUGCCCUGGUUUGUUUUAUUGAACUUUCUUUGAAAUUGAAUAACGUAUUGUUACACUCUAGUAUUGUGGACUAUCAAGGAGUGUAAGGACAUUCAGAUAUACUGCUGUUCUGCUGAUUGUCUUGUUGGGUAGCCCCAGUACAGUUGAACUUGUUAAAUUGUACCCAAGCAGUCUUUCUGCUGAGACUUUUAUUGUAACACAUUUUAGAUAAUGUAAAUAAAGUAGU